This is a messenger RNA of Juglans microcarpa x Juglans regia, 1492 nucleotides long. Its product is annotated as WRKY transcription factor 23. Bases 213 to 1151 code for a protein of 312 amino acids. The record is from RefSeq and is a predicted model, not a curated record. The transcript has 3 exons. Gene Ontology annotation, biological process: regulation of DNA-templated transcription. Gene Ontology annotation, molecular function: sequence-specific DNA binding; DNA-binding transcription factor activity. NCBI's taxonomy places the organism in Eukaryota, Viridiplantae, Streptophyta, Magnoliopsida, Fagales, Juglandaceae.
CAUCCUCCUCUAUACCCACAUAUCUCACUUUCUCACUCACCUUCUAACCAACACCUCUCUCUCUCUCUCUCUCUCUCUCUCUUCCUCUCUAAUCUUAUAAACCAGAUCAACCCUACCCUACACUCUCUCUCUCUCUCUCUCUCCUAGUCUUAUAGAAGCGUCACUUUCUCUCCCUUUGUUUUGGAAGAAGGAUUUCCACUUUUGAGUAAGCCAUGAAGAAGAAGGAGGUGAUAAAGAUGGAGGAGACCUUUGGAUCUUCGUUGUUUGCUGAACAUAUCUCUGACGGUUUCCCAUUUUCAGGCAUAUUUGAUUUCUCUGAAGGUGAAAAGAGCUCUUUAGGGUUUAUGGAGUUGCUGGGUAUUCAGGACUGUAGUCCUUCUCUGUUUGAUUUGCCACAGGCACCAUCUAUGGCAUCCUCGGCUCCACGUCCAGUUACUACCGUGAAAGAGGGUUCUGAGGUCUUGAAUCAGCCUGCCACCCCUAACUCUUCCACGAUUUCGUCUGCAUCGAGCGAGGCAGUGAAUGAUGAACAGACUAAAGCUGUAGACCAGGAAGAAGAGCAACAAGAAAAGACCAAGAAACAGUUGAAACCCAAGAAGACAAACCAGAAGAGACAGAGAGAGCCGAGAUUUGCGUUCGUGACAAAGAGCGAGGUUGAUCAACUGGAAGAUGGGUACAGAUGGAGAAAGUACGGUCAAAAAGCUGUGAAGAACAGCCCCUUUCCAAGGAGUUACUAUCGUUGCACUACUGCUUCAUGUAAUGUAAAGAAACGUGUGGAGCGAUCUUUCACAGAUCCAGGCACUGUUGUUACUACCUAUGAAGGGCAACACACCCAUCCAAGUCCGGUCAUGCCUCGCCAAAGCCUCGCCGGAGCUCCACCGGGGCCGGGGAUCUCUGUCGGAUACGCUACCAACUUUGCUAUGCCAAUGUCAAGAACCAGUACCCUUUCUCAGUAUCAACAACAGCGCCAACAGUCCUUCAUCAUGAACACCUUGUCGCCUUCUACUUAUGGCACUCAUCAUCAUGGUUUAACAAAUAAUCCUGCAGGUUUACGCCGUGACAUUCGGUUUUGCACCCCGGGUUCUGCUUUGCUUAGAGACAAUGGACUCCUUCAAGACAUUGUUCCCUCGCAUAUGCUGAAGGAAGAGUAGAGGAUCAAACCGUUCGCUAGUUUUAAAGUAAUUUUGUUCUGUUCACUGACUUUUAUAGGUGAAGACCAUAGAUGAAUGCCCCCACAUGAUUACUGGUAUGCAAUCUUCUUGCCGGCUGGUGGUGAUGAUCUUCUUUUAGAACCCACUUCCCCAUUGUACACAAAACGCUGAUGAUCAUUAUCGCCGUUAACAUGGGUUUUCUUUUCUUUUCUUUUUUUUUAAUCUAGAGCAGGGACUAGUACUUCUCGAUCUCCAUUUGGUUAGCUUUUUUCCAUCUUUUUCAUGAAGGUUUUGGGUAUAUGUAGAGAUGGAUAGAAAUUACAGAAAAAAUUGUGAUCUUA